CACUGAGCAGUCACAGAUCUGACCAUUCACACGAUGGAACCCCAGCAGAUUGGCACCUUGGCUUGUGCUUGCAUCAGCCUUCUGCUGCUCCUCAUUGCCCUGUGCUCAAACAACUGGCUGGAAAAUUCCUUCAGCCACACUGGCCUCUGGAAAUCUUGUGUUAAUGUUGGGAUGGUUUAUAAGUGUGUUGCACAUGGGAUGAAUGUGAAAGAUUACUACCAUGCUACCCGAACUUUCAUGUUCUUAGGGAUGUUUGCUGGAGCCGUCUCUUGCAUUGGUCUUAGUGGCCCGAUUUUUGGCUUGCAACUCGGCUCCCUCUCCAAGGCCAAGACCGCAGCCAUAGCCAGCCUUCUUGCAGCUCUUUUUGUCAUGAUUGCCAUGGCCGUCUUCACAGGGGAGACAGGAGGAAAGGCCUCUUAUGGAUGGUCUUUUUGCGUGGCCUGGGCCACCUUUCCUCUCUUCCUUAUAACUGGUGGGCUGGCUUUCUGCCUGAAUGCCGCUUGA
Molecule: messenger RNA, 504 nt
Organism: Zootoca vivipara (common lizard)
Lineage: Eukaryota; Metazoa; Chordata; Lepidosauria; Squamata; Lacertidae
Source: RefSeq, a predicted model, not a curated record